ACCAGAGGGCAGUGGGCAUGGAACAGGCUGCCCGGGGCAGCGGGCACGGCCCCAAGUGCCGGAGUUCAAGCAGUGUUUGGACAACGCUCUCAGACACAGGGUUUGCAUUUUGGGUGAUCCUGCGUAGAGCUGGGAAAUGGACUCGAUGGUCCUUGUGGGAUUUUGUGGGAUAGCCAACUCAGGAUAUUCUAUGACUCCAUGAUUCUGUGAUUAAAAUGCUCACUUUUUAGAUAUGAGAUUUUUUUUUUAUUAGUGUUCCUAAGCCAGACAGAGCAUAUGAAUGCGGAGUAUCUUACUGAAGAUGUAACGUGUGCUGAGCAUCUGUGCUGCAGGGAAAGAAGCCUGACAUGAGUUCUGCCCCAGCCAGGCUUGUAGUUGUCCUAUUUCACAGUGUGUAAGGGCUACCACAAUCCAGCUAAGUUCAGCUGGAACUAGCCACAGGGAACUAUAAGCAUAGCCUUGGCUAAAGGAGAACUAUUUCAUUACUGUAGUCCCAGGAGGCCUUUCUGCAGGUGAAUUCAUUGCCAGUGAAUAGGCAAUGAAUAGGGCUCUCCUGCCAAGAUGAUCAUUUACACCAGAGCUCCACUUGUGUAAAAUUAAAUCGUUCAGAGAACGUUUUCCAUCAGUGCUACCACUACGGCUAAUGUUGAUGUCUUGGGUGUAAAAGCCAAGCUUCAUUGUUUGUGUGUUUUUCUUUUUAACUUCCAUUAGUGUGUCACAAAUUGUGCAAGGGUUUUGAAUGCUUCCUUAAAUCAAAAAAAGCUGGUCUUUAAAUUAAAUUCACAGAUCUAUAACACACCAGAUGACAAGAAAAAAAUUCUUGAAAAUGGAAAACAUGGGAGUAAAGUCAAGCAAGAAUAAGUUAUUUGAGAUUAGGAGAUGAUACGUAAAAGCAGAUUAAGACUGAUUCAUUAAGUGUGCCAACCAAGGGCUUUUGCAAUUAAACAGGAUGAUUCUGAUUAUUCUUAAAGAAAGAGUAUUGAUCACAUGAAUUCAAUGUCUCCUAUAACAUCUCAUUAUAACAUUGGCACUAAUAGCUAAAACUGAAGACUAAUCUAGCAGACAGUGGUAGCUUCUAGAAAAAUGCAGGAGACCCAAAUUCAGAAAUUGGUUCUUCAGCAGCAGCUAAAAACAUGUUAGGAUUGUUCUCCUCCAACCCAGAGUCCUCCAGCUUCUAGAGAGACAUGCUGAGAAAAGAUCUUUGCUGAACCCACAGCUUGUACUUUUACAAAACAUAAAGCGUACGUACUGCAACAUGUGAAGCCUCUUUGACAUUCAGAAUCAAGUCUGUUUGGUUUGUGAGCACAGAUGUGAAAGGCCCCAUUAGCGGCUUCACUUUUAUAUUUCCAGUGUAAUUUAGAUAAUUAAUUGUCUUCUUUUUUUUUAUGAAUACAGCAUGCCUAAAUAUUUGUCUUUACUUGUUCAGAGCUGUGCAAGGAGUAAUUACCAUCAAUCAACUUGUAUUUCAUUGUAAUACGAGUGGAGUUGAAGUCAGCAAGUGUACAGUUGGAGCACGUGCACCCAACCACAAUCAGCAUAUCUCUGUUAAAGUUUCCCUUGGACUCUGAGGCAGCUUGCUGCAAAUACUGAGCACUGGAUUAAUACCUCAGUCAGCCUGUCCUUCACAGCCAGAUGGAGGCUUUGGGGAAAAAGAGUGACCUCCUUGGUUUGCAAACAGAGGGCAACGUGGAACAACCAUUCAGUAUUAGUUCCUUGAAAAAGCUCGUUGCUAUUCCUGACCACACAGACAUCUCUGUGACCCCAGAAGAGAGAGUACGUGCCUUAAGCAAACUUGGCUGCAAUAUUGCAAUCAACGAGGACAUCACUCCACGUCGUUACUUCAGAUCUGGAGUAGAAAUGGAGCGAAUGGCGUCGAUAUAUAUGGAGGAGGGAAAUCUGGAGAAUGCUUUUGUUUUUUAUAAUAAGUUCAUAACCUUGUUUGUGGAAAAGCUGCCCAGUCACCGAGACUAUCACCAAUGCGCAGUACCAGAAAAGCAAGUUAUUAUUAAGAAACUGAAGGAGGUUGCAUUUCCACGGACGGAUGAACUGAAGAGAGAUCUUUUAAAAAAAUAUAGCUUAGAAUAUCAAGAAUACAUGCAAAACAAAAAUAUGUGUAAAACUGAAUCUCUGAAGAAACUAGAGCAGCAGAAGCUAAUAGAGGCAGAGAAGAAACGAAUUGCACAUAUGCGGCAGCAGCAGCUUGAAUCAGAACAGUUUCAGUUCUUUGAGGAUCAACUUAAGAAGCAAGAACUGGCUCGAGAUCAGAAGAUUAAAGAGAGUAUGGUUAUGUCUGAGCAGAUAGAUGGAAGUAUGCUAUCUUGUAUUUCUGUACCUGAGAACAGUUCCACACCUACCACACUGCUAGAGAAAAAAGAGAGGAGUGGCACAUGUGUCUCUACUGGAGAGUCACCUCCAGUAAACCGGGCCCUAAAGCCAGCAGCUGCUUUAAGUGCUGUUCAGACUCAAUUGGCUGAAGCACUCAGAGGUGUAAUUUUACCCAGGGAUCUCUGUCACAAAUUUCUGCUGCUCGCAGAGGCGAAUACAUUAAGAGGAAUAGAGACAUGUGGAAUUCUCUGUGGAAAACUGACACAUAACGAAUUUACUAUUACCCAUGUAAUAGUGCCAAAGCAAUCUUCAGGACCAGACUACUGUGACAUGGAGAACGUGGAAGAAUUAUUUGGUAUUCAGGAUCAGUUUGAUCUCCUCACUUUGGGUUGGAUACACACACAUCCAACACAAACCGCAUUCUUAUCCAGUGUUGAUCUUCAUACUCAUUGUUCUUAUCAGCUAAUGUUACCAGAGGCCAUUGCAAUUGUUUGUUCACCAAAACAUAAUGACACUGGCAUCUUCAGAUUAACUAAUGCUGGCAUGCUUGAAGUUUCUGCUUGUAAAAAGAAGGGAUUUCAUCCACAUACAAAGGAUCCUAGGUUAUUUAAUCCAUGCACCCACGUGGCUGGGAAAGACAUAAAGGUCAUUGUGCUGGAUCUGAGGUGAUACGGAUGGACCAUCGCAAUGUUGCUAUACAAGUGGCCAACAGAGAAAAAUGGCUUCCUGUUUUUCUUACGUUUUCAGAAGUGACUUUUAUAUUUAUACAUUUUAGAUUGAAUGGUUUGGUAUUUAUUGCUUUUGCCUGUUUUGGAGUUAUUUUGUUGCCCUGUCAAGAUGGAAUUCAGUGGCAUUACCCCUGAAACUGUAAAUGCAUCAUCUCAGUAAGAACAACAAUAAAAUGAAGUUCAAGCAACAGUAACAAAGUUGAAACAA
Numida meleagris (helmeted guineafowl) is the source of this 3261-nucleotide messenger RNA. RefSeq names its product STAM binding protein like 1 (gene STAMBPL1). Gene Ontology annotation, molecular function: protein binding; metal-dependent deubiquitinase activity; K63-linked deubiquitinase activity. Gene Ontology annotation, cellular component: endosome; membrane. The coding region runs from base 1633 to 2994 and encodes 453 amino acids. The record is from RefSeq and is a predicted model, not a curated record. The transcript has 11 exons. Lineage: Eukaryota; Metazoa; Chordata; Aves; Galliformes; Numididae. Gene Ontology annotation, biological process: protein K63-linked deubiquitination.